This is a messenger RNA of Amyelois transitella, 2557 nucleotides long. It is a transcript of the gene Graf, whose product is annotated as rho GTPase-activating protein Graf. Gene Ontology annotation, cellular component: cytoplasm. NCBI's taxonomy places the organism in Eukaryota, Metazoa, Arthropoda, Insecta, Lepidoptera, Pyralidae. The record is from RefSeq and is a predicted model, not a curated record. The transcript is spliced from 14 exons. The coding region runs from base 238 to 2421 and encodes 727 amino acids. Gene Ontology annotation, biological process: signal transduction. Gene Ontology annotation, molecular function: protein binding; GTPase activator activity.
AGUAGCAGUAGUUGAAUGACAGCUACGCAGUGAUUGCAUAUCAAUUUGACUGAAUCGAAAAUAUUUAACUUUUUUAUUAAAUUUAUCAGUGUAUUAGCCUAACGUUGGAUCGGAUUCGUCCCCGACGCGUAAUUAAUUCCGUCCUUGUGCAACGUAAUUGUGUAGCGUCGCCAUGCCGUCGAGGGCGGGCGCGCAGUGAAAGUAUCGUGUCCGUGAUCCAGCUGCCAGUGGGUGAGGAUGGGCGUGGGCUUGCAGCCGCUGGAGUUCACCGAGUGUCUGGCGGACAGCCCGGCCUUCCGCGAGAACCUCCAGCGCCACGAGAAGGAGCUGGACCGCACCAGCCAGCAGAUCAAGCGGCUCAUCAAGGAAGUCAAGGAUGUCGUGCAGGCCGCCAAACGUCUGGGCGCAGCUCAGCUGGCGCUGGCGUCCAGCAUGGAGCAGUUCGAGUUCGCGUGCAUCGGCGCCUCCAUGACGGAGGACGAGCGGGUCAUCUCCCACUCGCUGCACCACUUCGCGCACCUCAUCCGCAACAUAGAGGAUGAGCGGGACCGCAUGCUGGGACGUGCGCACGAGCAGAUCAUCCAGCCCCUGGAGCGGUUCCGCAAGGAGCACAUAGGAGCCGUCAAGGAGGGCAAGAAGAAGUUCGACAAGAAGACUGCCAAGUUCUGCCAGAGCCAGGAGCGGACGCUGUCGCUCUCCACCAAGAAACACGAGAAUGUCUUCCAGGAGGCGGACGCGGCCAUGGAGAUGGCCGAGCGCGACUUCUGCCUGGCGUCGCUGGAGUACGUGUUCCAGCUGCAGGCGGUGCAGGAGCGCAAGAAGUUCGAGCUGGUGGAGACGCUGCUGGGCUUCGUGUUCGGCUGGUGGACCUUCCACCACACGGCGCACGACGUGCACGCCGACGCCGAGCCGCGCGUGCGCGACCUGCAGCUGCGCAUACAGCGGACGCGCAGCAACUUCGAGGAGACCAGCAAGCAGACCGAGUCGCUCAUGAAGAAGAUGAUGGAGGCCCGGCAGAACAAGGAGGAGGAGUCCGAAGACGGUUCCCGGGCGGGCUACCUGUUCCUGCUGGAGAAGAAGGCGUUCGGCACGGCGUGGAGCAAGCACUACUGCAGCUACGAGAAGGGCUCGCGGCUGCUGUCGCUCACGCCCUACAACCAGAUCAACGUCAAGACCGCGGGGUGCGCGGAGAGCGUGUGCGUGUGCGACGCGCGGCCGUGCGGCGACGCCAACAUCGAGCGGCGGUUCUGUUGGGAGGCGGUCCCGUCGGACGCGAGCCGCGCGCCGCUGACGCUGCAGGCGCUGAGCGCGCGCGACGAGCUGGCGUGGCGGCGCGCCGUGGCGGGCGGCGGCGCGCGCCCGGCCGCACCGGGGCCGGGCGCCGCGCCCGCCGCCCAAGCCGCGCUCGACGACGCGGGCUUCGGCUUCGUGGCCGCGCUCGUGCGCGAGAUCGAGGCCCGCGGGCUCGACGAGCAGGGCCUGUACCGCGUCGCAGGAGUAUCCUCCAAGGUCUCCCGGCUGGUGUCGUGCUGCACCGACCCAUCCCGCUUGCCAUCAAAUCUGUCGUCGCCGCUGGAGUGGGAGACCAAGACGCUGACGUCCGCGCUCAAGAGCUUCCUGCGCGCGCUGCCCGACCCGCUGCUCACCAGGCGGCUGCACCGGCAGUUCAUCGCUGCGGCCAAAUGCGAGCGCCGUGCGGAGCGCGUGUCGGGCGUGGCCGCGCUGGUGUCGGCGCUGCCGCCGCGCAACCGCGACAUGCUGGAGCUCGUGCUGCGCCACCUGCGCAACGUGGCGGCCAGCAGCGAGAAGAACCUGAUGUCCACGUCCAACCUGGCGGUGUGCUUCGGGCCCACGCUGCUGCGCGCCGAGCGCGAGACCGUGGCCUCCAUCCUCGAGCUCAAGUUCUACAACGUGCUGGUGGAGACGCUGCUCGACAACUACCGCGAGAUCUUCCACAACCUCCCCGCCAGAGCCUCCCCGACGGCGGUACCGAUGUCUGCUCGGAACGAUGUGAUGAGUUGCGAGCGACUAUCGCUGACCGGCGGCGUGGGCGGCGUGGGCGGAGUGGGCGUGCGUUACGCGGCCCCGCACCACGCGCUGCUGCAGCACUUCGCGCCCGCGCCCGCGCGCUCCACCAGCAGCUCGGCCGAGUCCGUGUCGUCGCACUCGGCGUCCCCGCCGCCCGCGCGCCCCGCGCCCCCGCUGGCGCUGGCCCCGCCCCCGCGCGCCGCCUCCCCGCUGCGGCACGCGCGCGUGCGCACGCUGUACGCCUGCCUCGGGGAGUCCCCGGGCGAGCUCUCGUUCGAGCCGAACCAGAUCAUCACGAACGUGGCGCCGUCGGGCGAGCCGGGCUGGCUGCGCGGCACGCUCAACGGCAAGACCGGCCUCGUGCCCGAGAACUACAUCGAGCCCCUGCCCUGAACGCUGGCGAGGAACCCAAAGGAAACAGAGGAGGAUUGACACCCUGCGGCGCCGGACAGCUCCGCCGAGUGACGCUAGAGGGAGCCACUCCGAGAGGCAGCCACACCAAAUAUCAUAUUGUUGUAGUAUUACGUUG